Messenger RNA from Vicia villosa (hairy vetch), 579 nucleotides. Its product is annotated as histone H4. NCBI's taxonomy places the organism in Eukaryota, Viridiplantae, Streptophyta, Magnoliopsida, Fabales, Fabaceae. Gene Ontology annotation, cellular component: nucleosome. Gene Ontology annotation, biological process: nucleosome assembly. The record is from RefSeq and is a predicted model, not a curated record. Gene Ontology annotation, molecular function: DNA binding; protein heterodimerization activity; structural constituent of chromatin. The transcript has a single exon. The coding region runs from base 112 to 423 and encodes 103 amino acids.
CCAAACAAGACCCAUAAAUAAACCACACACAGAUCCAUCUUCUUCACAGUCAAUUAACACUCGCUCGUUUUACCUUCAAGAAAUUCUCAAAUCACACUUUGAAAUCACCAGAUGUCAGGACGUGGAAAAGGUGGAAAGGGUUUGGGAAAGGGAGGAGCAAAACGACACCGUAAGGUUCUCCGGGAUAACAUUCAGGGUAUUACGAAGCCAGCUAUUCGUCGUCUUGCUCGCAGAGGAGGAGUGAAGCGUAUCAGUGGUUUGAUCUAUGAAGAAACUCGCGGUGUUCUGAAGAUAUUUUUGGAGAAUGUGAUUCGUGAUGCUGUUACUUACACUGAGCAUGCUAGGAGGAAGACUGUUACAGCUAUGGAUGUUGUUUAUGCUCUUAAGAGACAAGGAAGAACACUCUACGGAUUUGGGGGUUAGGGUUAGGGUUUCAUUUUCGAUCUUUUGCUGUUGGUUGUUAUAACUGUUUAUUAAUAUGGGAUUGAAAUAUUACAUCAGUAUGUUAGAUAUGAUUUUAAUUUCAACAAUUAUGUAAUCAGUUCAUUAUAAUGCUAAUGUUACAACCUUCUUGCUCAA